CGGCUAAAACUCUUCAGAUCUUUAACAUUGAGAUGAAAAGCAAGAUGAAGGCGCACACCAUGACUGACGAUGUCACCUUCUGGAAGUGGAUCUCCCUCAACACAGUUGCUCUUGUGACUGACACUGCUGUGUACCACUGGAGCAUGGAGGGGGACUCACAGCCUGUGAAGGUCUUUGACCGUCACUCCAGCCUGGCAGGAUGUCAGAUCAUCAACUACCGAACUGAUGCCAAGCAAAAAUGGCUCCUCCUUAUUGGUAUCUCAGCUCAGCAAAAUCGAGUGGUAGGAGCCAUGCAGCUGUAUUCUGUGGACAGAAAGGUUUCCCAGCCCAUUGAGGGCCAUGCUGCCAGCUUUGCCCAGUUUAAGAUUGAGGGUAAUGCAGAAGAAUCAACUCUGUUCUGCUUUGCUGUCAGAGGCCAGGCUGGAGGAAAGCUGCACAUCAUUGAAGUGGGGACACCACCAACUGGUAACCAGCCAUUUGCAAAGAAAGCAGUAGAUGUCUUCUUUCCUCCAGAAGCUCAGAAUGACUUCCCUGUGGCCAUGCAGAUAAGUGCAAAGAACAAUGUGGUUUUCCUUAUUACCAAAUAUGGCUACAUCCACCUGUAUGACCUGGAGACAGGAACCUGCAUCUACAUGAACCGCAUCAGUGGGGAGACCAUCUUUGUCACUGCCCCACAUGAGGCCACCUCGGGCAUUAUUGGGGUCAACAGGAAGGGACAGGUGCUGUCUGUCUGUGUGGAAGAGGAAAAUAUAAUCCCGUACAUCACCAACGUGUUGCAGAAUCCAGACCUCGCUCUGCGUUUAGCCGUACGCAACAACCUCGCAGGAGCUGAGGAGCUCUUCGCUCGCAAGUUCAACAACUUGUUUGCUGCCGGCAAUUACUCUGAGGCUGCCAAAGUUGCUGCUAACGCACCGAAGGGUAUUCUGCGCACCCCGGACACCAUUCGUCGCUUCCAGAGUGUUCCCACUCAGCCCGGCCAGACCUCGCCCCUGCUCCAGUACUUCGGUAUCCUGUUGGACCAGGGCCAACUCAACAAGUACGAGUCCCUGGAGCUCUGCAGGCCUGUCCUCCAGCAGGGAAGAAAACAACUGUUGGAGAAGUGGCUGAAGGAGGACAAGUUGGAGUGUUCAGAGGAACUGGGGGACCUGGUGAAGGCAGUGGAUCCCACCCUGGCUCUCAGUGUGUACCUGAGGGCAAAUGUUCCCAACAAGGUUAUUCAGUGCUUUGCAGAAACCGGACAGUUCCCAAAGAUCGUCCUGUAUGCUAAGAAGGUGGGCUACACCCCAGACUGGAUCUUUCUGCUUAGGAAUGUGAUGCGGAUCAACCCAGACCAAGGCCUGCAGUUUGCACAGAUGCUUGUCCAGGAUGAAGAGCCGCUGGCAGACAUCACACAGAUUGUGGAUGUGUUCAUGGAGUACAACCUGAUUCAACAAUGCACCUCUUUCCUCCUGGAUGCUCUGAAGAACAACAGACCCUCAGAGGGACCACUGCAGACUCGCCUCUUGGAAAUGAACCUGAUGCACGCCCCACAGGUUGCUGAUGCCAUCUUGGGCAACCAGAUGUUCACCAACUAUGAUCGUGCCCACAUCGCCCAGCUGUGUGAGAAGGCUGGACUCCUUCAGAGGGCACUGGAGCAYUACACAGAUCUGUACGACAUCAAGCGUGCUGUGGUGCACACACAUCUUCUCAACCCAGAGUGGCUGGUCAACUACUUUGGCUCACUGUCAGUGGAAGAUUCAAUGGAGUGCCUCAGGGCCAUGYUGUCGGCCAACAUCCGUCAGAACCUGCAGAUCUGUGUCCAGGUGGCUUCAAAAUACCACGAACAGCUCACCACUCAGUCUCUCACUGAACUCUUUGAGUCCUUCAAGAGCUUUGAAGGUCUGUUCUACUUCCUGGGCUCUAUUGUGAACUUCAGUCAGGAUCCAGAAGUUCACUUCAAAUACAUCCAGGCUGCCUGCAAGACAGGCCAGAUCAAAGAAGUGGAGAGGAUCUGUAGAGAGAGCAACUGCUACGACCCUGAGCGAGUCAAGAACUUCCUCAAAGAAGCCAAACUCACCGACCAGCUGCCCCUCAUCAUUGUUUGUGAUCGCUUUGAUUUCGUCCAUGACCUGGUGCUUUACCUGUACCGUAACAACCUGCAGAAGUAUAUAGAGAUUUAUGUUCAGAAGGUGAACCCUAGCCGUCUGCCUGUGGUAGUGGGUGGUCUCCUGGAUGUGGACUGCUCUGAAGAUGUCAUCAAGAGUCUGAUCUUAGUGGUCAGAGGGCAGUUCUCUACUGAUGAACUUGUUGCUGAGGUGGAAAAGAGGAACAGGCUGAAGCUGUUGCUGCCCUGGCUGGAGUCUCGUAUCCAUGAAGGUUGUGAAGAACCUGCUACCCACAAUGCCCUGGCAAAGAUCUACAUCGACAGCAAUAACAACCCCGAACGCUUCUUGCGUGAAAAUCCGUUCUAUGACAGCCGUGUGGUGGGAAAGUACUGUGAGAAGAGAGACCCCCAUCUGGCCUGUGUGGCUUAUGAGCGAGGACAGUGUGACCAGGAGCUGAUUAAUGUUUGCAAUGAGAACUCUCUCUUCAAGAGCUUGUCCCGUUACUUAGUGAGACGUAAAGACCCUGAGCUGUGGGCCAGUGUGCUGCUGGAGAGCAAUCCCUUCAGGCGCCCGCUCAUUGAUCAGGUGGUGCAAACAGCGCUGUCAGAAACUCAGGAUCCAGAGGAGGUAUCCGUCACCGUCAAAGCUUUCAUGACUGCCGACUUACCCAAUGAGCUGAUUGAGCUGCUGGAGAAGAUUGUGUUGGACAACUCUGUCUUCAGUGAACACAGAAAUCUGCAGAACCUGCUGAUUCUGACAGCAAUCAAAGCUGACCACACCCGUGUGAUGGAGUACAUCAGCAGGCUGGACAAUUAUGAUGCUCCUGAUAUCGCAAACAUCGCCAUCAGCAGUGAGCUGUAUGAGGAGGCCUUCGCCAUCUUCAAGAAGUUUGAUGUCAACACCUCAGCUGUGCAGGUGCUCAUUGAGCAUAUUGGUAACCUGGACCGGGCCUAUGAGUUUGCAGAACGCUGCAAUGAACCGGCCGUGUGGAGCCAGCUGGCCAAGGCUCAGCUGCAGAAAGAGCUGGUUAAAGAAGCUAUCGACUCCUACAUCAAAGCUGAUGACCCCUCUGCAUACAUGGAGGUGGUGCAGGCAGCUGAUAAGAGUGGACCGAGGCUACUUUGAGGAGCUGAUCACCAUGCUGGAGGCCGCYCUGGGCCUGGAGCGGGCUCACAUGGGCAUGUUCACAGAGCUGGCCAUCCUUUACUCCAAGUUUAAACCCCAGAAGAUGAGGGAGCAUCUGGAGCUGUUCUGGUCCAGAGUCAACAUCCCAAAGGUCCUGAGAGCAGCGGAGCAGGCUCACCUGUGGGCCGAGCUGGUCUUCCUCUACGACAAGUACGAGGAGUUUGACAACGCCAUCAUCACCAUGAUGAACCAUCCAACAGACGCUUGGAAGGAGGGCCAGUUCAAAGAUAUCAUCACCAAAGUGGCCAAUGUGGAGCUGUACUACAAAGCCAUCCAGUUCUACCUGGAGUUCAAGCCUUUGUUACUGAACGAUUUGCUCAUGGUUCUGUCUCCGAGACUGGACCACUCACGUGCUGUCAACUACUUCAGCAAGGUGAAGCAGCUGCCUCUGGUCAARCCCUACCUGCGCUCAGUCCAGAACCACAACAACAAAUCAGUCAAUGAAGCACUUAACAACCUCUUCAUCACAGAGGAGGACUAUCAGGCACUGAGGACAUCAAUAGAUGCUUAUGAUAACUUUGACACCAUCUCACUGGCCCAACGCAUGGAGAAACACGAGCUGAUUGAGUUCAGGAGAAUCGCUGCCUACCUCUUCAAAGGCAACAACCGCUGGAAACAGAGUGUGGAGCUCUGCAAGAAAGACAAGCUGUAUAAGGACGCCAUGCAGUACGCUUCAGAGUCCAAAGAUAUCGAGCUGGCAGAGGAGCUGCUGGCCUGGUUCCUGCAGGAGAACAAGAAGGAGUGCUUUGCUGCCUGCCUCUUCAGUUGCUACGACCUGCUGCGGCCCGACGUGGUGCUGGAGACCUCCUGGAGACACAACAUCAUGGACUUCUCCAUGCCGUACUUCAUUCAGGUCAUGAGGGAGUACCUGAGCAAGGUUGAUAAACUUGAAACUUCAGAGUCACUAAGAAAAGAAGAGGAGGAACAAGCAACAGAGACACAACCCAUCGUCUACGGAACACCUCAGCUCAUGCUAACAGCAGGCCCCAGCGUGCCCGUGGCCCCCCAGCAGCCUUAUGGUUAUGGGUACCAGGCCCCUGCAGGCUACCCUCAGCCAGCAGCCCAGCCUGGCUUUGGCUACGGCAUGUGAAGACCCCCCAGCAUCUGUCCACACAUCCAUCCAUGUCCCCCCAGUCCUUCAACCAUUGUGUGUCUGUGCUCCUCAUGGAGUGAAGGGACAAUACUGACAACCUUUCUUCCUCCACCUUUUCCUUUUUUUAAAAAACUUUCAUGAAGGACUAAAACUUUUUUUCUUCUCUGGUCAAAAGAUUUAACAAGAAUCACAAAGUUAAAUUUUGUCACAUUCCGUAUCGACUAAAUUCAUUGUGUGUUUGAUUUUGGGAGUGGUUUGUGUACAAUGUGUGGGCUGGUGGGCAGAGAUGCUCUCAGAUUAAAGGUGUUUGUGAAGCGUCUGAUUUGCACUCUGUAGUGAGAAGAACUUCAUGUAGAACCUCUUCCUUCAUGUGUGAGCAGCUUCUUCUCUCUGACUUUACAAAGCAUUGACUUGUAUAAAAGCCUCUUGUCUAUUGUUCUGUUUUCAACAUGAAACUGCUGCUUUCAUGAGCCUCCCAUCCUGAAACACUACGUCUUCUCAGUGCACUCUUCAGGGCUCUGUGUUAAAGAAAACCUAAAGUCUUUUCUAUACGAUUUACAGGAAAGUUUCAUCUUUCCAGCAAAGCCUAUGCAGACGUCUCCAAACUAAUGUUUCCCAUGGCUGUAAGAUGGUUCUGCCCCAGGAGGGACUGUAGACCUCCAUGUMAGACUAACACGCUCCCUGCUUACUGUGCUUUGGAUCAUUCUGGUCAUUUCUUUUUUACUCUUCAUCCUGUUAUCUGUUGCUUUGAACAUUUUCAAUACUCAUCCACAGUCUGAAACAUUGCAGCACAGAUGGAGGUUUCAAGUCUUUAUUAAAGGCUUGUGUGUACACAGGAAAUCAAUCAUUAACUCCUUAUAUUCUUAUCUAAAUUACCUUAGAUUAAUUGUGCACUUGCGAUACUUGAUUGUGCAUAAUCAGGAUAAUGAAUGAAACAGCAGUUUUUGUUUUCACUUAAAAAUAAAGGCUUCUUGUUUGUCAAA
Austrofundulus limnaeus is the source of this 5345-nucleotide messenger RNA. Its product is annotated as clathrin heavy chain 1. The record is from RefSeq and is a predicted model, not a curated record. Lineage: Eukaryota; Metazoa; Chordata; Actinopteri; Cyprinodontiformes; Rivulidae. Gene Ontology annotation, biological process: mitotic cell cycle; receptor-mediated endocytosis; intracellular protein transport. Gene Ontology annotation, molecular function: structural molecule activity; clathrin light chain binding. Gene Ontology annotation, cellular component: clathrin coat of trans-Golgi network vesicle; extracellular exosome; clathrin-coated endocytic vesicle.